Molecule: messenger RNA, 1162 nt
Organism: Rhipicephalus microplus (southern cattle tick)
Lineage: Eukaryota; Metazoa; Arthropoda; Arachnida; Ixodida; Ixodidae
Product: axoneme-associated protein mst101(2)-like
Source: RefSeq, a predicted model, not a curated record
GAAAAAGUGUGACUCGGAGAUGAAGGAGAAAUGCAAAGCUAUGGGACAGGAAUGCGCCGAAGUGAACAACACGGCAGCCUGUAAAGAUAAACGACCGGACGUAUGUAAGGAUGAAAUGCAGAAGCAGUGCGAAGAAAAUGACCUACAAUGUGCGGUUGUGGAUAAAGUAGCACAUUGCUUUGACCCCAAUAAGAAAACGUGCGACUCGGAGAUGAAGGAGAAAUGCAAAGCUAUGGGACAGGAAUGCGCCGAAGUGAACAACACGGCAGCCUGUAAAGAUAAACGACCGGACGUAUGUAAAUUUGAAAUGCAGAAGCAGUGCGAAAAAAAUGACCUACAAUGUGCGGUUGUGGAUAAAGUAGCACAUUGCUUUGACCCCAAUAAGAAAACGUGCGACUCGGAGAUGAAGGAGAAAUGCAAAGCUAUGGGACAGGAAUGCGCCGAAGUGAACAACACGGCAGCCUGUAAAGAUAAACGACCGGACGUAUGUAAGGAUGAAAUGCAGAAGCAGUGCGAAGAAAAUGACCUACAAUGUGCGGUUGUGGAUAAAGUAGCACAUUGCUUUGACCCCAAUAAGAAAACGUGCGACUCGGAGAUGAAGGAGAAAUGCAAAGCUAUGGGACAGGAAUGCGCCGAAGUGAACAACACGGCAGCCUGUAAAGAUAAACGACCGGACGUAUGUAAGGAUGAAAUGCAGAAGCAGUGCGAAGAAAAUGACCUACAAUGUGCGGUUGUGGAUAAAGUAGCACAUUGCUUUGACCCCAAUAAGAAAAAGUGUGACUCGGAGAUGAAGGAGAAAUGCAAAGCUAUGGGACAGGAAUGCGCCGAAGUGAACAACACGGCCGCCUGUAAAGAUAAACGACCGGACGUAUGUAAGGAUGAAAUGCAGAAGCAGUGCGAAGAAAAUGACCUACAAUGUGCGGUUGUGGAUAAAGUAGCACAUUGCUUUGACCCCAAUAAGAAAAAGUGUGACUCGGAGAUGAAGGAGAAAUGCAAAGCUAUGGGACAGGAAUGCGCCGAAGUGAACAACACGGCCGCCUGUAAAGAUAAACGACCGGACGUAUGUAAGGAUGAAAUGCAGAAGCAGUGCGAAGAAAAUGACCUACAAUGUGCGGUUGUGGAUAAUGUAGCACAUUGCGUUGGUAAGUUCUCUUUACGCUGA